AUGGUCUCCUACUUUGAUGAUGUUCAUCACACGACGGUUGAAAGCUUAACAAGGAUUUGUCUGGGCAACAGGACGGUGCGCCGAGUACCUUCUCGUACAAAUCUACAGUCACAGCUUCUGUUGCCAUCAGUCGAAAUGAUAGGAUCACAGACAGGAUUUUUGCCCCUGAAGGGGAAUCUCUCGGCUACAGGGGGUCAAGGGAUGGUGCCGUUUCGGCGUAAUUUGUCGGCUUACCGUCUGUUCGAGUUGCGCCACAUCACCCUCCUGCAGCGAGUCGUCUGGGCCAGGAAAAUCCUCGGACACGUGCGGCUACAAGUGGUCGUUGACAGUCUGCGCGACGGCCUGCCCACUCUUUCGCUUCAGCGCCUUUGGAAAUUAAUUUGGACACUGUUUUGCGCCAAGACGUCUGGCCACCUCCCGGUCUGUGGUGCACCAACACCUGCCGGACUCGUCAUCGCGCAACCAUCUGACUCCACAUGUUCCGUCAACUCUACCGAGUUCCUCUUUGAGCCAAACAGACCCGCCCACUCUUGUCCCACUUGCAGACCGCCUCCCGGGCUCCACUCAACUCGGCCUUACAACCGCCCAGCUGCCCUGCGUCAGCAUUGCCAUGUGGGAUUUUUCAGUCUCGAUGCUGUUGCCAAUUCUUCGGCUGACACCGAAGCUUCCACAUAG
Protopolystoma xenopodis is the source of this 675-nucleotide messenger RNA. NCBI's taxonomy places the organism in Eukaryota, Metazoa, Platyhelminthes, Monogenea, Polystomatidea, Polystomatidae. The record is from the annotation of a GenBank genome assembly.